CUCAGGCUCUUAUUGAUCGAACGAACCUCGUGGACCUAAGCAACGAGUCUACGUGUGGCAACGGCUCCGCUAGCUAGUAUGGCGGAGUUUGAAGAUUUUCGGAACGUUUUCGAGAAUUUGCCUUGUGGUAAAUCUGCAACUAAUAUCCAGCCGUCCGCCGGCCCAGUUGCAGCCACCAUUCGCCCAGAGCGAAGGAGCUGUUGCGAAGCGGAACCCUCGAGAGCCCCGAGGAACCCCGGCGACCCACAGCCCACCAUGCCCCUCGGCGGCUCCCCGCAGGCCGUGAUGGCCGCCGCCCCCUGGAGGUCCCCUGAGGCGCCCAGGGGGGUCGUCGUCGUCGGGGAACACGAGGUGAAAAUGCCGCCAGUGGGAUUCCUGAGCAGGGAUGAAUGCAGCAGCCCCUCCGCCAUCAGCGCCGCCGCCAGGAUCGAGGCGCAAGUAGACCGGAUCGACAACCUGAAAGCCGACCUCGACAUAAGCACCCUCAGCCCCGACUCGCAGCUCGUGGUCGGCCUCAUCACCAAGACGCUCCGCAACGAAAUCAACGACCUCAAACUCGUCCUCCAGAGAAGAGAUGAGACAAUCCGGAGUGAAAUUAGAAACCUGAAGGAGAGACUCACUUCUCUGGAGACAAAAAUUGACGACUGCAACGAGAAACUGAAACACGAGAAUACAUAUAGUUCGCUCUGGUGCUGUUUCGGAUGACGAAACUGUUUUUCCUCCUAUCAUAAAGUAGAGGAAGGGCGUUAACUGUUCCUCAUGAAAAAGUGCUGUGCUAGUCAUUAGAAACAUUAAGCCUGUAAUGAAUAGGAAUGUAUAAGUUAUAGAAAAAUAAUCCCAUGUGCAUUGUGAUAAUGGGAGCUAUGGUGUUUGUACGCAAUAUUGUGGCCACAGCUUUUGUAAAGAAUUGUAGAUUUCAUAGAAAUGUUUAUAAAAGAUGUGUUAGUGCAAGAGCU
This is a messenger RNA of Penaeus monodon (black tiger shrimp), 956 nucleotides long. RefSeq lists its product as uncharacterized. Lineage: Eukaryota; Metazoa; Arthropoda; Malacostraca; Decapoda; Penaeidae. The record is from RefSeq and is a predicted model, not a curated record.